This is a messenger RNA of Hemibagrus wyckioides, 4922 nucleotides long. RefSeq names its product kinesin light chain 2-like. Gene Ontology annotation, molecular function: kinesin binding. NCBI's taxonomy places the organism in Eukaryota, Metazoa, Chordata, Actinopteri, Siluriformes, Bagridae. Gene Ontology annotation, biological process: microtubule-based movement. The record is from RefSeq and is a predicted model, not a curated record. The coding region runs from base 418 to 2268 and encodes 616 amino acids. The transcript has 14 exons. Gene Ontology annotation, cellular component: kinesin complex; cytoplasm; membrane-bounded organelle.
GCAGCAAACAGCCAUUUUCAGUUAUCAGGGUCUGUCAGUCUCACUAGAAGUGCCGAGAAGCGUCUGCGCUACCGUGUUUUAUUAUUAUUAUUAUUAUCAUUAUAACUAUAAAACGUCAUUGAGGAUGGAUGGAAGGAAAGCUGUAGGUUCUCAGGGUUAAAGGUGUGCUCUUUAUGAGCUGAAGUAGUGUUAGUGAGUGGAUAAUAAACGGUUCCAGAGCCGGAGGAUGCUUCAGCAGGACUGCGCUGCUGCUCUUCACUCCAGCAGGAUUUAAAUACGGGCUGGCUUUUUUACCUGAAACCGAUUUAUUUUUGCGACAUAUUCAAAACUGUUAGCUUAGCCUCUCCAUCCUCGGAAACACCCUUACCGGAGCGGAGAAGCAGCUGUUUGUGAUUGUGAGCGGAGCAUUCUCGGGCGAUGUCCACUAUGGUGUACCCAAGGGAGGAGGCUCUGGAGCGGCUGAGUCAGGAUGAGAUUGUGUUGAACACGAAGGCGGUGAUGCAGGGGCUAGAGACACUGCGGGGCGAACACGCUCAGCUCCUCAACUCCCUGCUGGACUGCACUCCACCUCCCGCCGCACAGGAGAAAUCUGGUCUGCUCCGCAAGAGUCUGGAGGCUAUUGAGCUGGGCCUGGGGGAGGCACAGGUGAUCAUCGCACUGUCUGGUCACCUGAGCGCUGUGGAGUCAGAGAAGCAGAAGCUGCGGGCUCAGGUGCGUCGUCUGUGCCAGGAGAACCAGUGGCUGCGGGACGAGCUGGCCAGCACCCAGCACAAGCUGCAGAAGAGCGAGCAGAAUGUGGCCCAGCUCGAGGAGGAGAAGAAACACCUCGAGUUCAUGAACCAGAUACGCAAGUUCGACGAUGACGCCACACCCUCAGAGGACAAACCCGGAGAUAAAGAAAAGGACAAUCUGGACGAUCUGUUCCCCAAUGAAGAUGAUCAUGGGCCAGCCCAGCGCAGUGGUGAGGUUGCAGCACAGCAGGGAGGAUACGAGAUCCCAGCUCGGCUCAGGACGCUGCACAACCUGGUGAUCCAGUACGCUUCUCAGGGUAGGUACGAGGUGGCCGUGCCGCUCUGCAAACAAGCUCUGGAGGACUUGGAGAAGACCUCGGGCCACGACCACCCCGACGUUGCCACCAUGCUCAAUAUCCUGGCUCUCGUCUACAGGGAUCAGAAUAAGUACAAAGAGGCAGCUCACCUCCUGAACGACGCUCUGGCAAUCCGUGAGAAGACUCUUGGGAAGGAUCACCCCGCCGUAGCCGCCACCCUCAACAACCUGGCCGUGCUGUAUGGCAAGAGGGGCAAAUACAAGGAAGCAGAACCUCUGUGCAAGAGGGCGCUGGAGAUCAGGGAGAAGGUUUUGGGGAAGUUCCACCCCGAUGUGGCUAAGCAGCUGAAUAACCUGGCGCUGCUGUGUCAGAACCAGGGAAAGUACGAGGAGGUGGUGUACUACUACAGCCGUGCACUGGAAAUCUACGAGAGCAAGCUGGGGGCAGACGACCCCAAUGUGGCCAAGACCAAAAACAACCUGGCCACAUGCUACUUGAAACAGGGCAAGUUCAAGGACGCCGAGGCGCUCUACAAGGAGAUCCUGACCCGCGCUCACGAGAAGCAGUUCGGCUCGGUGAACAAUGACAACAAGCCCAUAUGGAUGCAUGCAGAAGAGAGAGAGGAGAGUAAGGGCAAGAAGAUGGACUCCACUCCUUAUGGAGAGUAUGGCAGCUGGUACAAGGCCUGCAAGGUGGACAGUCCCACAGUCACUAACACACUGAGGAGCCUGGGGGCGCUGUAUCGCAGACAGGGUAAGCUGGAGGCUGCAGAUACUCUGGAGGAGUGUGCUACAAAGAACCGAAAACAGGGCAUAGAUGCGAUGAACCAGAGUAAGGUGGUGGAGCUGCUGAAGGACGGCACCCCUGCUGGAGAUAAGCGACAUAGCAGAGAGGGGCUGAAUGGCUCCGGAGGUCCUCGGGAAUCUGAAGGAGACGAGGCAGAGUGGAGCGGGGACGGGAGCGGCUCUCUGCGGCGCAGCGGCUCCUUCGGGAAGAUCCGAGAUGCUCUGAGACGUAGCAGCGAGAUGCUGGUGAAGAAACUGCAGGGCAGCGGCCCACAGGAACCACGCAACCCGGGGAUGAAAAGAGCAAGCUCUUUGAACUUCCUCAACAAGAGUGUAGAGGAGACCUCGCAGGAUGUAAACACUGGCCUAUCAGAAUGUCGAGGACUGAGCACCAGCAACGUGGACCUCUCAAGACGAAGCUCCCUGAUUGGUUAGAGAGUGUGGUUGGGGUUAUUAAAGAGGGACGGAGCAAAGCAGACAGUCUGUUGCAUUCAAAUCGGAAUACGUAUUUAUUUAUAUUUUUGUUCCAGCAUUUUUAUUAGUCUUUAACGUGCCAGCUGGUGUGCUCCCAAACAGCUGUGUCUGCUUUGCUUUGUUAAACUGCACUGAUCAGACUAUUAACACACAGCAGGUAGAUAGGGAUAGAGUUACAGUUCAAUACGCAGUGCGGACUGGCUCGAGUCUUUCAGUCCACACGCCAGCCUGUUUCCCUGAACAUCACCACACACUGUUAAUGCAAUACAGCAUGCUGCUUUCUACACUGGAUGUGUUUCUGCAUUCGAGACAAAUCUCAGAGACAUGGCAUGGUUUCAACAAAGUUACUCACCAUAUAAGGAACCUUAAUAUGUGUAACUGCAAGCAUUAACUUUAAUUAUCUGUCAUGAGAAUGUUACGUACUCGAGCUCAUGGAGGCCGCACAGCUGGUCAAGAGUGGUAUGAAUGAUCGAUCGAUCGAUUUUGUCAUCUAUUAGAAUGGAAAACUACCUUUUUUUAUUAUUAUUAUUAUUAUUAUUAUUUAUUUAUUUAAAGCGUCUCCGCUCUGAAAUGAACAGACAGUUGUGGUAGAGGUAUAGCCUCACUUUUUGCCUUUUUUUUUUCCUCCCCCCUCUUCUGUAUAUACAGGAUUAACUUAUUGAAAUUGUCGUUUCCUUCUUUGUAAAUGCCCCUCAUGGUUUUUGUUUACAUAGCAGGAAGUAGGUGAAUCUCCGGAGAGCAAAUCCUACUCUCUACAGAAGUGAACACUGGGCUUUGUUGCAUGUGUGUGAACAGAAGAGCUCUCGCUCUAGCUGCUCUUUACGCUGAUACUGAAACUGGACCCAAGUCUCGAUUAUUCCGAUGUUUAUCCUUUCAUUUCUUGCUGCCGUUUUAAUGUACAGGAUGACAGUAGAGAGUUUGUAUAUACAUGUGCGUGUGUGUAUUUGUGCUUCAGAGUAGAGUCCGGCGCCUCUCGUCGCUCGUCUGUUAGUCUGUAGGUGAAUUUCUAUGCUCUGAACACUGAGUGAUCUCCGAUUAGAACAAAUCUUCAUGCUCACGAUCAUUUAACAUUCAGUUAUUUAUGUAUUAUUUAUGAGCCAGUACAGAGGAGUGCUACACUGUUGGCUGAUGUUGUGUUGUGGUUGUCAGGCACACAGUAGGGUUAUUUUUCCCUGCUCUGUCACCUGAGUCCUGGAUGUAACUGAACGGUUUUGCAGUAAGUAGGGGAAUGGCUUUAUUUAUUUUUUUUUAAAGGUGCAGUUUGUAAAAAAUGGGGUUUUUUUUUGCCCUACUAGUUGAAAAAAUUCUAGGAUACAUGUGAUAUGUAAGAAUAUGGUGGCUUAGCACCUCAAGGGUUUGCCUCUGACCCUUGCAUUUAAGGUUUCCUCUCCCUGUCCACAGAUAUGUGUGUGUGUGUGUGUUUGUGUGUGUGUGCGUGCAUCAUUGUAACCUGCAGUAGGUUGGCACCCCUGGGAUAGGUUAACCCUGUGUAGGAUAAGCGCUACAGAAAAUAGAUAGAUGAAUGAAAGGAUAUAAUACAAGUCCUGAAAUUGUGUAGGGGCGGGACAAAGCACAGCGUGGCCCCGCCCCCUCCUAAGGUUUGCAUGGUGUACAUAGUGUCAUACUACAGUGUUCCAAUCUGAACUGUUUGUUAACUGUAUCUCUAACUUCAUAUCACAGGAUUAUAUCGAUGCACUUGUGCAAAAAAAAAGUUAUGGUUGCUAUAGUAACAGCUUAUUCACAGGGACUUGUAUAGCAGACCUGAUCUAAUCUACAUAAUCUAAGGCUAGUGAUAAACGCUGUUUAAUAAAGAAGGGCUUCGUAAUUGUCGGCUCCGGUGUAGUUUUGUGUGACAUUUAUGAAAGAAGUCUCCAGUGUCAGUAAAUUUUCCUCCAUGGUAAAAGGCUUCGGGGAUUUUCAGAGUUGGGAUUUGUUUUGUUUGUUUUAUUAAACCUACAAAAGGGAACAAAAUAGAGGCUGAUGAAAUCUGUGUUCAGUUCCCCUCAUAGCCAGCAGAGGGCACUAAAUUUAACGUACAAACUGCUCCUUUAAACACACAUCCAUCUGAUUUUGUUUGUGCAGAAUGAUGUAGGAGUGUAGGUACUGAAGGUAGAGAGGAUGUUUACUCUGGGUAGGUGACGCUGUUUAAAAUGAAUGUAGGAAGCGGAAUGGAAAAAAAAAAAACAACUUUGUGCUGUGAUACAAACAGACUGUCAGCUGUGGAAACAUUUCAUUCACUGUGUUUCAUGGCUUCACACAUGGAUUGUGGAUAGGUUUGUAACUGUAGGCGUGCCGAUCGGGCAGAUCAGGAAACUAGUGUAGCACUUAAGAGUGUGUUGAUGCUGCAAAAAGCUUUAACCCCGCCCACUCACCAUCACCCUCCAGUGUAAUUGUGCCUGAGAUUUAUGACUUCCUUUGAUUAGUGAUCUCUCUCUCUCUCUGUGCCUCUGUCUCCCUCUCCCUCUCUCUCUCUCUCUCACUCUCUCUGUGCCUCUGACACUUUCUCCCUCUCUCUCUCUCUCUCUCUCUCUCUGCCUCUGACACUCCCUCUGCCUCUCUCUCCCUCUCUCUGUGCCUGUCUCCCUCUCUCUCUCUCUCUCUCUCUCUGACACACU